Messenger RNA from Sander lucioperca (pikeperch), 3744 nucleotides. RefSeq names its product proprotein convertase subtilisin/kexin type 4-like. Gene Ontology annotation, molecular function: serine-type endopeptidase activity. Gene Ontology annotation, biological process: peptide hormone processing. Gene Ontology annotation, cellular component: trans-Golgi network; Golgi membrane. NCBI's taxonomy places the organism in Eukaryota, Metazoa, Chordata, Actinopteri, Perciformes, Percidae. The record is from RefSeq and is a predicted model, not a curated record.
ACUGCCUCGCGUCCGAUGAUUGGUCCGAAGUUUCACAGUGGGCGUGGUCCUGUCAUAUAACGACACACAACAAGAGAACUCACCGCAACGUGCUUCCUUCGUCGUAUUAUUCCUCCAGGCUCCAUGUUCAGUGCGGUUGUGCUGCUGCUUGGCUGCCUGCUGCAGAUGAAACUAGUGACCACAGAGGGGCAUCGUGGGACCAACCGCCAUGUCUUCUAUGCAGUGCAAAUGGACGGAGGCAUCAGUGCCGCCAGGGCUCUGGCCCAGCAGCACGGACUGGAGUUCAUACAACAGGUUGGCAGCCUGGAAGGUCUGUACACCCUCAGAGACAGCAGGGGGCGCAAUGACAGAGCCACCUUUGAGAACAGACUUUCGACCACAUUAGGGGUUCACCGGGUGCAGAGGCAGCACAGUCAUCAUAGAGACAAGCGGGUUCCUGUGACAGGGCUGGACCACAGUACCACUCGCAGUUCCCAGAGGAGAGAGUCUGCAACUGACAGGCAGCCUGAGGAGAAUGAGAGUGACCAGUCCCUCACCUUCAAUGACCCGCUCUGGCCCAUGCAGUGGGAACUGUUUGCACAGGGCGAGUACAUCUCCAGUGGCUUUGACCUGAACGUGAUGCCAGUUUGGAGCAACAACAUCACUGGGAAUGGAGUAGUGGUCAGCAUCAUUGAUGAUGGUGUAGAUCACACAAACAAGGACCUGAAGAAAAACUUUGAGGCUCUCGCCAGUUUUGACCUGCGUUCUUCACACGGCCUGUCUCAUGAUCCCAUGCCUGUCAGAGAUGAGGAGAAUAGUCACGGUACCCGAUGUGCAGGGGAAGUUGCCAUGGAGGCCAACAACUCCUACUGCGGUGUGGGCAUCGCCUUCAAUGCCAGGAUCGGAGGUAUCCGCCUGUUGGACGGCUCCGUCACUGAUGCCAUGGAGGCCACAGCUCUGACCUUCAACAUCCCCUUCAUAGACAUCUACGUCUGCAGUUGGGGCCCGCGGGACAACGGGGCCGCGAUGGACGGGCCGCACAGCCUGACAGCGCAAGCCCUUCGGCUAGGAACUCACAAGGGCCGAGGUGGGAAGGGCAGCGUCUUUGUGUGGGCGGCAGGUAAUGGUGGAAUGCAGCGUGACCACUGCGGUGCCGACGGUUAUGUUAACUCCAUCUACACCAUUGCCAUCGGCGCUGUCUCUCAAACAGGGAAGCCCACCUUCUUCGGCGAGCCUUGCCCCGGUGUGAUGGCCGUCACUCUGACAGGGGCCGGCAUGGGAGGCCCACUACCUCUGGUCACUGUGACCAACAUCGAUGAUGGCUGUGUAACACACUUUCCAGGAACAUCCAGUGCAGCGCCGAUCGCUGCAGGGAUUCUGGCUCUUGCAUUAGAAGUAAAUCCUGAGCUGACGUGGAGGGAUGUUCAGCAUCUGAUCGCCAAGACAGCAAAGAUCCCCGACCCCAAAGAGCCUGGAUGGAACAUCAACGCAGCAGGAUACCAUGUUCACCAUAGGUAUGGUUUUGGAUUGUUGGAUGCAGGGCUGUUGGUGCAGCAGGCCACACGCUUCAACACUGUUGCUCCACAGAGGAAGUGCAUGCAAGAAGUCACACUCCAUCCUAGCAGGAUCAUUUCUCCAGGAGGUGUGGUCAGUGUGAACAUCCAAUCAGAUGCCUGCCGUUGGAGGACUAAUGAGAUCAACACUCUGGAGCACGUUCAGGUGAAAGUGAGCAUCAGCACCGUGUGUCGUGGUGACCUCUCCAUAAGCCUGGAGUCUCCAGCCGGCACUGUGUCACUGCUGUUGGACACGCGGCCCAAUGACGCCUCCACGGCUGGCCUGAAAAACUGGACCCUGAUGACGGUGCACUGCUGGGGGGAGCAACCACGAGGCCUCUGGACCCUCCAGGUGACUGACCACAAAGGCACAGUGAGGAGCUGUAUGAGGCCGAGUGACGAGGAGGCAUCUGGAGCCUGGCUCCGUAAAGUUACACUCAUCCUCUAUGGCACCCACCACCCACACAGGACCACGCACGAGGGACCCCUGCAGAGCAUUGUGUCCAUGGGGUCGCGUCACCCUGUCCCUCACAGGGGGGUGUACCACAGGGACCGUUACCAACCUCUGGAUCUGAUUCAAUGGGUCUACCAAAUGGAGAGAGACAGGAAGGUGCGGGCUGCUGAUAUCACUGUGCCAGCCAGACACAAGAUGUUGAAGAUUCCUGGAGACUUAAUGUUGGAUAAGCAGACCCUCAACAAGCCCCUAAAGUCCAGAAUGGCUUUCCAGUUACACCCGACAAAUGUUGGACAGAAGUCCUCCACAGGGUCAGGACCCUGUGCUGUGAAGGUGCUUCAUGAGACAAAGACCAUCAGGGAUAAUGUGGACGGAGACAACAGGUCCGUACCGUCACAGCUUCUCCAGGAUGUCGCCAACAGUCAGACUCUUCAGAUCCAGCAGGAGGAGAACGUGUGAACUGGAAGGCACAGGGCGGCAGGCAAGGAACUGAAGAAACAAACACAGUGUGAACCACGGUUAAAUAAAGAUGUUAUUUUCCACAGUGCAGCAAGCCAAUUGAUCAUGAAUCAAUUCAAUGUACAGUGCUAUGACUGUGCGGCCUCAGUGUCGGCACUCAUUAUUUAUUUGGAUUCCUAGCUUGGCUUUAAAGUUAAUCACUCUCCACAGAAACACGCGCAAACAUAUCAAUCUUUCCCCUAAAAAACAAAUAGUCUCAGAAGUGGGUCUCUACACUCAUCUUCCCCUCUUUCCUUUUCGGAUGUUGCAAAGGUUGGUGAAAGAUAUGUUUGUCUUUUUCCACUUCAUUGAAGGGUGAAUUCAGCUCAGUGCAAUAAGAAAUGGAUUACCCAUUCAUUAAAGGGGCUGUGUCACUCCUCAUUGAGUUGGACAAAUAGCAAAUUAAUUUCUAGCCGCCUAAUUUCUCUCUGUUCUCCACUGAAUUUCCGAUAACGUCGAAUUACUGAUCACAGCCAUGUGAACUCCCUCAACUUUUUAUCAAUUCAUUAAAAAAUGUGCCACAGCGGAGAGAUGCCACAGAGGGAAUUCUCUCUCUUAUUUCUGCAUGCUUCCGUUACCACCACAACCCUGUGUACAAACAGAAAUCAACUCAAGGGUUUAAUUGAAAUUAGGAUAUUAAAAACACCAGAAACCGUUACAGACAGUGUUGGGGGGAGGGGGAGAGUUACUUUGUUGCCAUUUCAGAAUCAGCCAGAAACUUUUUUACCAGGGCAUCCCAUAAUGAAACAAAGAAAGUCCGUUUUUCCAAGUCAAGUGCAGGUCUGUAGGUAAUGGUGUUUUGUGAAGUAGCAGUAGUGUAUUGACAGGGCGGUAUUGAUGUUUCAAUUAGAGCAGCGUUACAUAGUGCCGCAGCAUGGUAACACGGUGCGUCUCCUGCCAUCUGCUAUGCCUCCACGUCUGACGAACGAGGCACGUGGGGCUAAUCGAGCCGCACAUGAGCAAUGGGACCGCGAGAUCUAUCACACACACACACACACACACACACACACACACACACACUUAUCCUAUACGCACGUCCUUAUGCAGAAAAAUGGGGGGAAAGACGAGGGAGAGCUCCUCAGCCCUGCUGUUUAGACAGCCUUCAGAAAGCAUGUGAUUCCUCCCCUUCUCCCUUCACAUGAGCCACAGGAGCAGCCAGCAGGUUAUUUCCCUGACAAGGAAACCAGCAAACACGCCAGAUGCACACGUUAAAAUUCUUCAAAAGCUCAUCUGAUGGGGAAAGACAAAAAAAAAAAAAAA